AUGUUGGACAUCUGUGAAGCUAAACUGGAUCAGAUUUUGGAGUCAACAGACGGCAACGCGAGACCCAGGGACUGCAACGAAGUUCAAAACCCCGGAUACACAAGAACUGGCGUUUAUACUAUCUACCCAAAACCUGGUGUUAUAGGCUUUAAAGUUAGGUAUGACAUGGAAACAACGACCGGUGGAUGGACCAUCAUACAAUUCAGACUGUCGGCGAGUAAUGUCUUCAGAACUUGGGAUGAAUACAAAUCUGGCUUCGGGGAUGUGAACGAAAAUUACUGGCUCGGAAACCAAGCAAUACACAUGAUUACUUCUCAAGGCAAAUACAAACUACGUGUGGACUUGACCAGUAUUGAAAAUGAGACGGCAUAUGCAGAGUAA
Messenger RNA from Mercenaria mercenaria, 381 nucleotides. RefSeq names its product microfibril-associated glycoprotein 4-like. The record is from RefSeq and is a predicted model, not a curated record. Lineage: Eukaryota; Metazoa; Mollusca; Bivalvia; Venerida; Veneridae. The transcript has a single exon. Bases 1 to 381 code for a protein of 126 amino acids.